AAUUUUCGAGCUCACGAGUGACUUGUCCACUCAGCUUCAAGCUCGCGUCGAGUCUUCACUCAGAAACAUCAUCAGAUCAAACAUUUCCACACAGUUUGGACGUACCUCAAAUGUCCUGUCUGGCCUCCGUGAUGCCCUUGUCAGCGUCGACCUGAACGAUCCCGCUGCCUGCGCUAGAGCAUUCAAAAUCUCAAACAUCCAACUGACAGACUAUGACCAGUACGCCUCCUACAUCGCCAAAUUCUUCGAUUCUUCACCUUGCCUGUAUUCUGAUGUCGUGGACCUUAUGGCUCCCGGUAUACCGCAAUGCUUCGCGAUGUCGAGUAUGACGUCUGGACGUGCAUCGAAACCAGUUCCAAGGUACAGGGAUCCCAACCGUUACAAAGAUGUAUCACCCGUUCGCAGAGGUACGCGGAGAGGAAGAAGAUGGGGAAAUCACGCGCAUACCAUGUGCGCCUGGCACGCCCUUUGGCUGGCGCGUGAUGUUGGGGUUCGAAGACUGUAAACAAGAUCAAGAGAGACUGGCAGAGGCAAUUCCAGGGAUAACAGCUCCUUGGGGCGCCACACUCAUUCCAAACCACCGCUCGAUGAUGCUGACACACGCAGUUUUUGCGCUCGCGGAGCGGUCCCUUGAUACGUUAUGCACGUUGUGGACUACGACAUUUAUUGACUUCAUUCGGUUGAUCGAUGAAGAGUGGGAGAUGCUCGUCGGUGCCAUUGGUGAUGGUCACUUGCCUCAGCUACCCGAAAUGGACGACGUGUAUUCCAGCAUCAGUCCAACAUUUAGCGCCAAUCCAGAUCGAGCGAAAGAGCUGCGCAACCUCGGACCGCCCUCCCAAACCGCUGAGGGAUGGGCAACAAAAGCCUGGCCCAGGUUCGAGCUACUAAUAGCUAUCACCACAGGCACGUUUGGGCGUGUAUUACCCAAGGCACGAGCGUUUAUUCCAUUCAUUUCGCGGGCGCAGUGCCUAAAGCAUCAGAAACCCUCCCAGGUCAGAGCCUAUAUCGGGCCGGAUGUUCCCGUUCGCAAUGUGGUGUACGCUUCUGCGGAGGGGGGAAUUGGGAUCGUAUACAACGACCGGUUACCGAACGUUGUACAGGUGGUUACUGAUGAUUAUAUUGAGUUCCUCGAGAUUACUCCCGCGGAUGAAGAUGGGGAGCUGAAGCGCAUGUGGGAAGUUGAUGUAGGAAAAAUAUACGAACCAGUAAUCACCAUGCGCAAUGGUCUAUGGCGAUACCGCAUGGCAGACGCCGUACAGGUUGUCGGUUUCUCCCCUAUUGAUGGUGUGCCCUUGAUUGAAUACAAAGAACGACGCCAUCAGCUCUUGAGGGUGGGUGAAGUGCUCGUCUCUCAGGCAGAUAUACUCGCCUUCGUCGACGGUGUAGAAGGGAUUAACGAGUCCGAGUUCGUGACAUGGUGCGAUGAUCGUGGCCCGAGUCCUACACUUGGCUUCUUCCUAGAGAAGGCCCCUGAGCGACUUUCUUUGGCUUUGGAAACACGGGAGACUAUCCUAAGCAACAUUCACAAGCAAAAUGAGAACCUCCCCACCGCUUCACAGCAAUGCAUAUGGGAGAGACCGACCAUACGUUUACUUGCUCCAGGCACGUUCAGAGAGUUCAGGCAAUGGAAAGGGAAACUGUCGGGGAUGGGAAGUGCGCAGAUCAAAGUACCGACCAUCUUGGCUGAUCCUAAGGGUCGGGAGUUCUUUUGUCCAGGGUAGUCUCCGAAAUAGAGUAAAGAGGGUUUUAUGGGGUGUAUUUACGCUUAUCGGUGUUGUACAAAUGUUUGACUACAAAUCACUUUGAUUAGUGGACGUGCA
Molecule: messenger RNA, 1820 nt
Organism: Coniophora puteana RWD-64-598 SS2
Lineage: Eukaryota; Fungi; Basidiomycota; Agaricomycetes; Boletales; Coniophoraceae
Exons: 7
Coding region: 387-1721 (444 amino acids)
Cellular component (GO): cytoplasm
Molecular function (GO): acid-amino acid ligase activity
Source: RefSeq, a predicted model, not a curated record